Molecule: messenger RNA, 1632 nt
Organism: Closterium sp. Yama58-4
Lineage: Eukaryota; Viridiplantae; Streptophyta; Zygnematophyceae; Desmidiales; Closteriaceae
Source: the annotation of a GenBank genome assembly
AUGCACUCCUCAUCACCGCUCCAGACCCUACUCAAUCUUGUGGUUCUUGACACCAAGCUCAUUACUGCCACCAUGACUCUCCCCAAGCGAGCGUGGUCGUCACUAGGUCCUGCGACUUCCCUCGGACUCCUCCUCAUCGGCACCUCUCUCUUGCUUGCCGCUGGAGCCGACGAUGGAACGCUGCGGAUUGACUGCGGCAGCGUGGUCGAGAGCGGUGUGGCAGCGGCAGCGGGAUUCACGGCGGACCAAUACACCUCGGACGGCACGCCCUUCACCAUCGCGCCUGGCUCCACCAACGUCGCCAAUCUCACCGCGUCGCUCUCCCCUGCUGAGGUUACGGGCCGCGCCUUCUCCAACACCACCGGGGGUUGCUACAAAAUCCCGCGCGCCACUGGCACCUACUUAGUGCGGCUCGGCUUCGCGUACUUAAACUUCGACAAGCAGGGAAACCCGCCCGUGUUCAACGUGACGGCUCAGGGCGUGCCAGUCCUGACGAUUAAUAUGCUGACGGCGGAAGGGAUGCAGGAUAAUCAGACGGCGAAGGCGGCGACGGCGUACUAUCGCGACUUUAUGGCGUUCACAGAUACGGGAUUCCUGGACGUGUGCCUGGUGCCCUUCUCGUCGUCCGUGCAGCCUGCGUUCGUCCACCCCAUGGAUGCCAUCCUCACCUUCCCCCCAGACACCCAGUCGCGCACUCCGCUGCUCAACACUCUCGAGGUCUUCCCCACGCCCAGCACCGUGUACCAGGGCUUGCCCAAGGAAGCCGGCGUGAUUCUCGCGAACGCCAUGCGCGUCAACAUCGGCGGGCCGACGGUCGGGCCGGACAUGGUGGGGCGCGUGUGGAGCGCGGACGACCGCACGUUCCUGCCGCGGAGCUUCCGCGCGACGAACGCGACGGUGAACAACACGGACGACCCGGACAACUACUGGCCGCAGAGCAUGCUGCGCUCGUACCGCGAGUCCAUCAACGUGGACAAGCAGGCGGGCACAGAGAUACAGUACUCGGGACUGGUGGUGCCCAUGGACCCUAGCAACCUCUUUGUCGUCAUCCUCAACUUCAUGGAGCCCAACUCCACCGUGAAACGCGGGCAGCGCGUCAUGGAAGUGCAGCUGUCGUGGGGCGACGGUCAAACGCUCGCCAUCGGGCCCCCGCCCGACGAGCUAGACAUCGUCAACUUCACGCAGCCGCUGACGGCCAUGGCCGUGAACCACGUGGUGGCCAUGGAGAGCCCCAUCUCGUACUUCCAGAGCGUCGCUGUGACCCUCUUUGCCAGCAACAAGAGCCUGCCCGCCGUGAUCAGCGGCAUGGAGGUGUAUGAAGCCAUCCCCAUUGCCCCGCCUCCCCCGCCUGCUGCUGCUGGCGCUGCUGCUGUCCCCCGCGCACACCGCCCAGUUUCACCCGCCAUGACGCUAACAGCGGAGAAGGCGCAAGUGCUGUCCCCUCCUCCGCCGCCUCCUGCGACCAGCAGUGGUCUGUCUGCUGGAAGCAUUGCUGCCAUCGUGAUGGGUGUGCUGCUGGGUGUGGUGCUGAUUGCAGGGGGCGUCUAUUUUGUCGUCAAGCGCAAGCAGAACCCAACGCCUUUCACCAAGUUUGAUCAUGAUGCUGGUACAAAUGCCAACCUGGUCGUUUGA